Pyricularia grisea is the source of this 870-nucleotide messenger RNA. RefSeq lists its product as uncharacterized. The record is from RefSeq and is a predicted model, not a curated record. Lineage: Eukaryota; Fungi; Ascomycota; Sordariomycetes; Magnaporthales; Pyriculariaceae. The transcript has a single exon. Bases 1 to 870 code for a protein of 289 amino acids.
AUGGCGGACAAGGAAGAAUGCAGGAGCAUUGGCUGGGAGUUGACUACGCUGCAAAGCGAGGCAAUCCAAGGUCGUGUUCCUGAAGCGCAGUCUACCACGGACCGGACACAGUUGCAGCAUCCCGACCACUACAACCCAUACAAGGCUCUUAUUUUCCCCAAACUUGACAUUUUCCAACAAAACUAUCAGAGCCCAUACGUGGUUACAAUGAAAGACAACGACACCUGGCACCGUUACGUACGUGACCUUUAUAAUGCCAUCAGGAACUUUACUCGCGAGGACCUUGGCCUGGAGAUCAACCUCGCACCGGCCGUGGCCGCAUCGGUGCAUUCCCAACGAGUGCAGGUACCCGAGUGGGAAAAUCCGAUUGUCGACCUACUCGUAGACCAGAUGGGGGAGUUUCUGGCAACGACUUGGAUGAGUAAACGGUACGACAUGGUGCGCAGGUCGGGCGACUGGGAGAUGCUCACGAUGCCCGUGAACGAAAUAAUCUGGCAGACCUAUCUAGGAGCGUUGGGAUCGAGUGGGACUAGAACACGCAACCUCAGAGGCAUAUUCGUCUUGGCGAUUGAAAACGACGAGUUCAACGACAUUGCCCAAGCCAACUACGACAUUCGCAGCCUCGGGGUGCAGAACAAGUCGUUUCUGGCUAGCGAGCCCCGCGAUGUGGAUGCUUUCUGGCAGCUUUUGGGGACACAAGUACUCGCGGGCUUUGUCCGGUUGCUGAUUAACCACCACAACGCCACGGGAAACAGGCCCAUUGAAAAGGUCACCAUCAGACCAUCGAUAGCAGCACAUAACUGCUGGCAUGCACUGAUCACCUUGGGCAGACGAACGAGUGGCAAUGCCAAUGGGUCGCAAGGCAAGUGA